This is a messenger RNA of Salmo salar (Atlantic salmon), 586 nucleotides long. The record is from RefSeq and is a predicted model, not a curated record. NCBI's taxonomy places the organism in Eukaryota, Metazoa, Chordata, Actinopteri, Salmoniformes, Salmonidae.
AUGUAUGAACCCCGUGUAUCAACGCCGUGUAUCGCCUCUGUGUAUCGCCUCCGUGUAUCGCCUCCGUGUAUCGCCUCCGUGUAUCGCCUCCGUGUAUCACCACCGUGUAUGAACCCCAUUAAACUACGGGAGGCUACAGGUGUGGAGAUCAGUAUGAGAGUGGGCGUGCACUCCGACAACGUUCUCUGUGGCGUAAUUGGUCUACAGAAGUGGCAGUACAAUGUCUGGUCACAUGACGUGACCCUGGCCAAUCAUAUGGAGUCUGGGGGCAUGCCAGGGCGUGUCCACAUCACAGUGGAGACACUGGGUCACUUAGAUGGGGCAUACCAAGUGGAGGACACUGACGGGGGGAGCUGGGACUCUCUGCUAAAGGGGAGGAAAACCUACCUGGUGGUCGACCCCCAUAAGGAAGUUACCACCUCUAAGAAGAAGGAAGAGGUGUGUGCAAUGUGCAUGUUUUAGAACCUGUUGUUGUGUGUAUUGAUGUGUUUAUGUACAGUACCAGUCAAAUGUUUGGACACACCUACUCAUUCCAGGGUUUUUCUUUAUUUUUACUGUUUUCUACAUUGCAGAAUAAUAGUGAAAA